Molecule: messenger RNA, 1318 nt
Organism: Bufo bufo (common toad)
Lineage: Eukaryota; Metazoa; Chordata; Amphibia; Anura; Bufonidae
Product: gastrula zinc finger protein XlCGF71.1-like
Exons: 1
Source: RefSeq, a predicted model, not a curated record
AUUGCUGGUCAGAAAGGGGGUGAAAGGUUUCAAGAGAUCACAAAAAGAUCAAGUCUUUCUACAGACAGAAGAAUUCGCACACAGGAGAAGCUGUAUUCAUGCCCAAAAUGUGGGAAAUAUUUUGCAUAUAAAUCAGCGCUUGUUCGACAUGAGAGAAGUCACACAGGAGAGAAGCCGUAUUCAUGUUCAGAAUGUGGGAAACGUUUUACAGUUAGACAAACUCUUGUUAAACAUGCGCUACGUCACACAGGAGAGAAGCCGUAUUCAUGUUCAGAAUGUGGGAAACGUUUUAGUGAGAUCUCAACUCUUAUUAGACAUAAGAGAAUUCAUACAGGAGAGAAACCGUAUUCAUGUUCUGAAUGUGGGAAAUGUUUUACACAUAGAUCAAGUCUUGAUGUACACCAGAGAAGUCACAGAGGAUUGAAACCGUAUUCAUGUUCAGAAUGUGGGAAAUGUUUUAGUGAGAUCUCAGGUCUUGUUACACAUGAGAGAAUUCACACAGGAGAGAAACCAUAUUCAUGUUCAGAAUGUGGGAAAUGUUUUAUACAGAAAUCAAGUCUUGUUAAACAUGAGAGAAUUCAUACAGGAGAGAAACCGUAUUCAUGUUCAGAAUGUGGGAAAUGUUUUACACAGAAAUCAAGUCUUCUUACACAUGAGAGAACUCAUAAAGGAAAGAAGCAGUAUGCAUGUUCAGAAUGUGAGCAAUGUUUUACGCAAAAAUCUGAUCUUGUUAGUCAUGAGAGAAAUCAUAGAAGAGUAAGGAUACGAUCACAAUUCCAGAAUUUAGACUUUGAUUUUGAUUCUAAUUAAAGAAUUACAUUAUUCGAUAACAAAUAAAAUAACAAAAAAGAAAUACCCACAGUAACCCCAUGUUGCCCAUUAAGUGGCACUUACUAUUAAUAUGAGGCACAAUGAAGUACAAAUUAAUAAAACCAAGUGCCUCACAUUAAUAGUAACACAAUCAAAUACCUUCUCACAUAAUGGGCAACAGGAUUAAUAUGUGGAGGUACAUGUUGGAAUUAAUUAACAAUUAAUGUGAUGCACAUGGAAGCCCAAAUUGAUAAAACCACAUGCCUCACAUAGUAAGACCAUCAAGUGCGUCCUCACGUAAUGGACAACACGAGAUUAAAAUGGUUGUGCAGCUAUAUAUAGAUGACCUAGCCUCAAUGAUCCUAAUCCAUACACGGCUGGUGCUGGAUAUACAAUGACGGGGAACAGCAAUCGCACCGAAUCCUGUCACUUAACCACUUGUAAUGACCCGGAGUUGGGCCAUUACCACUUUUACACCCAACUACUGUUUCUGAUGGUUAACUUAAUG